Molecule: messenger RNA, 2184 nt
Organism: Closterium sp. NIES-65
Lineage: Eukaryota; Viridiplantae; Streptophyta; Zygnematophyceae; Desmidiales; Closteriaceae
Source: the annotation of a GenBank genome assembly
AUGGAGGGAGGUCGUAACGUCGUGGACGCGGCUGGUCGAGGCGAGCCAAUGGACGAGCAUGUCGUGAAUGAAGCGCCGUACGAUGCACAGGUCCUGCCGUCGUUGACCCGUCCGCCUGUGCGACCCGCGACCGUGAAUCUCUCGAUGGAUGACUUUCUCUGUCCUAUCUGCCGCGAUUUGAUCUUCAAACCCGUUGUCAACGCGUGCGGCCACGUGUUCUGCUUCUGGUGCGUGCAUCGCGCCAUGACGCCCUACAGCGAGAGCCGCUGCCCCAUGUGCCGCCGCGCCUUCGCGCACUUUCCUGGAGUGUGCUGGCUGCUGCACCGCUUCCUCUCCUCCGCCUUCCCCGCGGAGCUCCGCGCGCGCGCCAGGGACGUCGCGGAGGAGGAGCGCGCCAUGGGCACCUUCUCGCCCUCCGCGCCCCCUGCGCCCUACGCGCCAUCCGCUCCCCCCCCGCCCCCUUUGCUUGAGGCAGAGGCGGAGGAACGAGGGGAGGGCAGGAGAGACGUGGUGCAGGAGGAAAAUGGGGAGGGGCGAGCGGGGGAGGGCAGGAGAGAGAGGUUGAGUGCGACGGAGGGGGUGUUUCUGGCGUACUGGCAGCAGCGGUUCUCAUGUGGGGUGUGCCGCCUGCUGCUGCUGCACCCCGUCGUGCUCAACUGCGGUCAUGGUGGGUUCAGUGCGGUGACAGAGGGUUCACCAACGAGGCGAGUGGAGGCAUGUGUGCCGCUGCAUGCCGCCCUCUCCGCCCUCUUCCCUGCCGCCCUGCAGAGGCGCGAGCAGGAGAGGUGCAGAUGUGAACGGACGGCUGAGAUUACUUGGAUGAGAGAGGAAGAUCAGGUUGAUGGUGAGAUGGUGCAAAUGAGGGGUGAAGGUGAGAGGGGUGAGGGCGGGAGGGGUGAGAUUGUGGGUGCUGGCCGCAUGGGAAGCGGUGAGUGUUCAAUGCAAGGCAGGGAAGGAGAGGAGGCAGGAAGAGGAACAAGAGAAAUGGGAGAGGAGGGAGGAGGUGAAAGGAGAGAGAGCAGGGAGAGGAGAGGGAGGCUGCUAGCAGCUGGUUCCGGUGCAGAAGAGGGUGUGAGAGAGGAGGGCGUGAGGGAAUGGGACAGAAGUGAGCGAACUGGUAGGGAAGGGGGGGAGGCAGGGAGUGACGAGAACAGAGGAGGAGAGGAGGGGAGGGAAGGGAGGGGGAGAGGGAGCAUCCAGUCAGACACGGAGGGAGGGAGAGGAGAGGAGGAGGAGAGCAGGGUGGGCGAUGUGACUGCGGUGAGAACAAGAGAGGAGAGCGGAGAAGAGGCAGCUUUGGCAGAGGGGCAGCAGCAGAUGAGCGAGGGAGAGAGCACGGCGGUGCGGGCGGCGUGGGAGCGCGUGCAUGCGGUGGUGCGGCGGCUUGACCUGGCGCGCCUUGAGGGGAGCAGCGAGGGGCAGAGCGAGGCGGAGCAGGAGGCACUGAUGAGGGAGCUGGAGGAGACGAGGCGAGCCAACUUCAUCCACAUCAGCGUCGGUUGUGAUGGAUGCGGGGCCUUCCCCAUUGUGGGGGCGCGCUACAGGUGCCUUGACUGCCCGGAGCGAGUGGGCUUUGAUCUCUGUGCCGCCUGCUACAGCUGCCCGCCCCCGGUGGUGGGGCGCUUCAACCAGCGCCACGUCAGCACGCACCGCAUGGUGGAGGUGCGGCAGAGAGACGGCGUGAUGCAUCGGAUAUUCGAAUCGGUGCAUCCGAAGCUCAUGGCUCGGCUCAUGGCAUUCAUAGAGGAGGAGGAGGAGGAGGAGGAGGAGGAGGAGGAGGAGGAGGAGGAGGAGGAGGAGGAGGAGGAGGAGGAGGAGGAGGAGGAGCGGAGGGAGGAGAGAGUACAUGUCUCUCCCUUUGACCCGAUACAAGCUGAUGGUUCGACUCAUGGCAUCCAUAGAAGAGGAGGCGCGGAGGGAGGAGAGAGUACAAGUCUCUCCCUUUCACCCAAUGCUGUCUCUCUCAUCAUGUGCCUUCCGCCUAUUUCUCAGGUGCAUCCGGAGCUUAUGGCUCGGCUCAUGGCAUCCAUAGAGGAGGAGGCGGACCAGGUGGGGGAGAGGGGGAUAGAGAUGGAAGGAGAAGAGGCGGAUGGGAGAGAAGAUUUGAGUGGAGAAUGGGAGGAGGCGAGUGGGGACGGAGAUGAUGGUGAGGAUGGUGGUGAUGGUGGUGAAUCUAUUCCGUGA